GGCGACGGUGUCUCUCGCGAGGAGGAUCCACCCGCCGUAGCAGGUGCAAUAAUACACCAAAGCGAGUUCAACGGGUCGUCCUUACGAAAACGUCUUGUGUGAUGGAUGGAAAAUCCCUCCGGAGGGUAUAAGAGAAGCAUGAGUGGGCAGAUCCGAGUUCUAGAUGAAAUAUCUCGCAACAAAUAUAUACUGACGAUGGCGAGCUCCUCAGAGAGAGACACCGUCGAGACGACGAAUACGAACAAAUCAACGACGAACGGAAUUAACCCUUCCACACUCGUGGAGGGUGCAAGAAAGCGACGACGAUUGGAACCCUCGACGACCAACAUAGAAAUCCCUAAGAAGACGCAGCGACGCGACGGAACGUGCAACUUCGAUGUCGACACGAGCGGCAAAGGAAAAGCCGAGCGUACGGAAGACAAGAAGGACCCGUCACGGUGCAAAAGAAAGCCGGCUUUGUUGAUAGAUUCGCAGGAUGCGAAAACGCUACAGGCCGCAGGAACGGGCAGGGAUAACACGGCCAGAUUGCGGAAAACGAUACAAUGGCUCGAGGAGGGAAUUCGAAGACUGCGCGAGGAUCUGGCGAAUGUGCGAACGGAGCUGCACGAGGAGCGAAGGGCGGCGAAAAUUGCCAAGAGGGAUUUUGCCCUCAGGGAGGCGAGAUUCGCUGAGGCCGCCAAGUAUCAGCCGAUCGUAGAGGAGUUGAAGACCAGACUCGCUUAUUCCGCAUCGCCGUUGUCGUCACCGUCGUCGUCGUCACCGUCAUUCAAACCGGAUCCUGUGAAAAACGAGAAUCGCGAACUGUCGACUCUCAGGAAACGCUUGGCCGAAGCUGAGAGCACGAUACGGAGGCUCGAAUGGCAAUCGGUGAAAUCACGUACGACUCGCAAUGCCGAUGGCACUUCCCCGGGCGGUGAGACGCGUCGCCUGGAAACGGAAGUGCGAAGUCUUCGUGCCGAAAACGAAAAACUCGAAGAAAAAUUGCGUGUCGCUCUAGAUGCGGAGAAGCCUCGUAUCUCUGAGAUACGAGCCCAACAAGAGAAUUACGAAGCGGAGCUUUCCGCAUUGCGAGAAUCCCAUCGCAACGAAACUACAAAGAUGAUGGACGAACUGCGAGACAAGGAGCGAGAGAUCGGGAAGCUCUUGAAGGAUCGGAAGCUGGAACACGAUAAGAUGUGGAAGUUACGAGAGAACGAGAGGAACCGACCGAUACGCUCGUCAUCUCGUAUAAAGAGGAAGAUCCUCGCAGAUGAUGUUCAUACGGUGGGGUCAUGCGAAUCCGUAGAACCCGGCAGAGCCAUGAACGAAAUCGAGGUCGAGCGCCUCCGUGAACUCGCGCUUGAGCAGCAGGAAAUCAUCGAAAUACUUAGACAGGCGGUUAAGGAGAGAGAAAGAAAGUUGGAACAACUGUCAAACAAGAGGAAGAAGGAGGAAUAUUACAAGCAGUGGCUCGAGCUGGAGCCGGUGGUCGAAGUGGACGACGAAGAAGACCACGAGGAGAAUGACAGCGCGUUAUCGAGCGCCCCGUCUUCGAUGUCACCCCAGCCGGGUGGCUGCGGCCAGUGGCAGGGCAACGGUGUCACUAGAGAAGCGUACGAGGCCGUCCUCGUCGAGAUCGAGGAUUUACAAUCGAAACUUCUCAAGGAGCAAUGGGAGCUGUCGCGCGCCAAGAUACAAGUUUGCGAUCUAGAGAAGGCACUCUUGCAGGAGAAAUGCGCCGACCGUGACAAGGAGUUGAGUGAACUGAGGGAUAAGCUUCGAACCGUCGAGGAACGGGAGGCCGCACUUUUGGUGGAGCUUUCGGAAAUACGGGAGCAAAAUGAGCUUCUGGAAUUUCGGCUGCUGGAGCUGGAAGAGACACCUGCGCGCCGGGAUAGUCCCGAUCACGCGAUGGACAGCGGCAUCGGCUCGCCGGAGCCCGCUCACGCGAACAAGGAGAACAAGCAGAGAAGCCGCGCGGUGGCGACGGUAAUACCGUACACGAACAACGCUACGAGCCCCGCGAAGUCGUUGUUGCCGCACAAGCCGCCGCUAACCCUUCAGGAGAGCGGUAUCUUCGAGGAGGAGGAGGAGGAGGUCGAGUUCGCCAGCCGCGGCACUCAGACCCAGACACCAUCCGGCGAGCUCCUUCAGGAGGUACAACGUCUCCAAGAGUUGAGGACUUGGAUUCAGGAACGGGCGGCUAAGAACACGGCACCGGUCUUCCAUCCGAUCGACUCGUCCAAGAUCUGUCUGGACAUGUCGGCGGUGGACUCGAUAGUCCAGCUGACCGCCUACCAGGAGCGCGUUCGCGACCUCGAAGAGAGGCUCCAAGUAUACGAGGAGGCCGAGAAGAGCCGGGAGCGGGAGAAGCGAUUGUCGAAGCAACGGGAGGAGGAGUUCCUGGAUGAGAACUAUAGGCUCACAGAGAGAAUAUACUGGCUGGAGAACGAGCUGCGAAACGUAAGGUCCAGCCUUGACGAGGUCAACUGUAGAGGCGAGGCAUUCGUCAUGAAACGAAGCAGGAGGAGCCCGGAGGAGAAGAAUACGAGCGCCGCUCAAACCGUCGAGAUGAUUGCUGAAUGUAUCACCUCUCCGAUGGGAUGUAACGUCACGCUCGUAUCCUUGGAGGAAAAGAAGAAGGGAGACGAGGUGGGACCCGGUGAAUCCGCGGAGCCGGUCGACUCGGAAAAGAAGGUUAGACACAGGCGGGUUAACGAACGAUCCGCGAAUGUCAGGUUCAUCCGCGACGUCUCUUUCGGGCGAGGAAGUCACCCGUUGGUUCUCUAUCAGGAAAUUUGCGUCUAGCUUCUCGUCGAAUUGUUUGAUAAAAAGCGGGCAUUUAGGGGGAUCCGGUAACAUCGCAAGUCUUCGCUGUAAUACCGUUUUUCACGCCGAGGAAAGUUUUGGCUGCUCGCGUAAACGAAAAGCUGAUGUAUGCCUGUCUGUCUGUCUGUCUGUCCAAGUUGAUGUGUAGUAAUUUCGAGGAGAAGCUGGGAAUCACUUCGUGAUAGCGCGGAAUAAAGCGUGUGUUCUCCGGAGCAACGGCUUCCAGAAAAUAACGGCGAACAGAAGAAGACCGAGGUCGCGGAGAAGAAGGCGCGGGGAUGGUGAUGAGGAGGUGAGGAGGAGAAGGAGAAGGAAAGCUAACCGACUGCCUAGUGUCUUUGAGCGUGAUCUACUUUCGCUGGAGGUGAAGGCGAGAAAGUUCAUCGUCUCUCGUCGUCGCAGACUUCGUCCAUCCACCCACGAGUUCCACGGAAGGGUCGACGAACCCGUGGGUGAACCCGCGGCACGCACGAGGACAAUACACGGCUGGCGCUGCUUGGCGUGCCCAAGUGACGAUCAGAAAUGGUACGUCCUGAGAAUAAAACGAGGGCGCCUGCGGAUCGAGGAGUGCCAAAACUACCUGACCCCCCGGUUAAUGUGCUUCACCUCUCUAACACGUGCCUCUCGCCGAUUUUAACGGGCUUUUCAUCAUCGUGUCGAUGUGUUACACUCCGAAAUCUCCUCUUCUUCGACAACACGCGAGAAACCACACGGUCGCAAAGUGGUUCGUUAGAAUCGGCGAAGGAUAUUCGCGAACUGCUCCUUGUAAGUCGCGACCAAUUUUUGCGUACAAGCUGUGAAAUCGAGUGCCAAAUAGAUCACACACACACACACACACACACGUAAAGUAAAGCGUCAUUAUGGAGUCGUAUAAUUCGGAGGGAAUAAAGUUAAGCGAACGAAUUUGCACUGGACGGAUGCGUCCUUGUAUCGUGCGAUGCGUCUGUCCUGCCAUAUUAAAAUUUCAAUAUGCAUCCGGAUGCAAUUUAAAUUUAAAAUGACAAAAAGAACAGAGCGCGGACGAAUUUGGAAGAGCGCGUCAAAUCACAACUGUGCAUUGUACGAUUAACGUGCAGCCUUAUAGUAUUAUACAGAACGGAGAUAUUACGUUAUAUCUUUACGUUGCACUUUUACGAGUGAGCAAAAUUUUGCUGUAAUUUUGUCCACGGAAAAACGUUCGAGAAAGUUAUUGCACGUGUGUGACAAAGGGAAUGCGGAUACUUCAGUGAAACGAUUUGCUCGUUAUAGUAUUUUUCUUCAGUUACUUCUCUUGGUUACUUCCUCUACACAAGCCGAUUUUAUUACAUGGCAGAAUGAUAUACCGGAUUAAAAAUCGGAGCAACCACGAGAACCAAAUUGUAGAAUAAUCUUGCGAAGAGAAAAGACGAAACGAAAUACGCUGAACUAGGCGUAUACUUAUACUCGAAACAUGCGUGUGUGCGCUUCCGCAUUUAAUAUGUUUGAAUAUGUAUACGAUUUAACGCAAUAUGUAUGUAAGAAAUGCGUAUCUCUAGUCGUAUCGUUUGUUCGAUCGUAGAACACAAUGAGCAUGUGUUCGCAUUGAUCUUGAAUGAGAGUUGGUGUUCUUACAGUUUAGUAGUUUAGAAGUGUAUAUUCUCCAAUGCUUGUUGUAUUUAUACUGUAUAAAUCAAACACAACUCGGUCGACCGUGAUCUACAAUUUGUCUCGUCCAUUUAGUAUCAUGGAAUUGACGUUGUUCGUGCAUCUUGACGUGUAUCUGCAAGAGAAUUAACGUAAUUUCGAAUAAAUCUCUUUUCCAUCUUC
Molecule: messenger RNA, 4593 nt
Organism: Dinoponera quadriceps
Lineage: Eukaryota; Metazoa; Arthropoda; Insecta; Hymenoptera; Formicidae
Product: janus kinase and microtubule-interacting protein 3
Exons: 15
Coding region: 106-2787 (893 amino acids)
Source: RefSeq, a predicted model, not a curated record